This is a messenger RNA of Lemur catta (Ring-tailed lemur), 378 nucleotides long. RefSeq names its product TAL bHLH transcription factor 2 (gene TAL2). The record is from RefSeq and is a predicted model, not a curated record. Bases 36 to 362 code for a protein of 108 amino acids. The transcript has a single exon. Gene Ontology annotation, molecular function: DNA-binding transcription factor activity, RNA polymerase II-specific; protein dimerization activity; RNA polymerase II cis-regulatory region sequence-specific DNA binding. Lineage: Eukaryota; Metazoa; Chordata; Mammalia; Primates; Lemuridae. Gene Ontology annotation, biological process: regulation of transcription by RNA polymerase II.
GGGCCCUUUCUCUUUUCAGUCUAAGGAACUCAGACAUGACCAGGAAGAUCUUCACAAACACCAGGGAGCGAUGGAGGCAGCAGAACGUCAACAGUGCCUUUGCCAAGCUGAGGAAGCUCAUCCCCACUCACCCUCCAGACAAAAAGCUGAGCAAAAACGAAACACUUCGCCUGGCCAUGAGGUACAUCAAUUUCCUGGUCAAGGUCCUGGGGGAGCAAAGCCUGCAGCAAGCAGGAGUGGCUGCUCAGGGCAACAUUCUGGGACUCUUCCCCCAAGGACCCCACCUGCUGGGCCUGGAGGACAGGACUCUACUUGAGGACUACCAGGUUCCUUCACCUGGCCCCAGCCACCACAUUCCAUAGCGUGGCUCUGGCAGUC